AUGCUCACGCAGUGGGUCGCCGCCGCUCCGCUUAAAGCGGCGCUCGCCCUGCUUGCCGUGUUCGUCGCGGCACGAACAGGCGUCUUCAUCCACAGCAUCCGCGCGUACCGUGAGAAAACAAAGGCGGAUCGCUGCCUGGCGCCGCGGACCUUUCUCAGCCUCCCCGCGGGCUCGGCGCCCGUUCGCCGCCUCGAGUUUUUCAAGAUCAACGACGAGGUGAUGGGUGGUCGAUCCACCAGCUCUGUUACCGCGAAGGGCGGCGACGUCACCUUCUCCGGUGUGAUCAACACAAACGGAGGCGGGUUUGCUUCUUUUCGCACGCUCGGCGCGCGGUCAGCAGGCUCCGACGAUGAGGCGCCGCUCGGGCUGCCCGCAGAAUGCGCCACGGUCGAGGUGGCGGCCACCGGGGACGGCCGGCGUUACAAGGUGACCCUCCACGUCGCCGACAGCUGGGCGAUGUCGUUGCCGGUCUGGGGUGCCGACUUUGUGACGCGCGGCGGCAGGCAGACGUUCCGGCUGCCGCUCCGCUCCUUCGUGCCGACGCGCCAGGGCCGCGUUGUGAAGGCGCCGCCGCUCAGCCCUGCGGCGGUAACGGGCGUUGGCUUCUCGCUCUCGCUCUACACCGCAGACGGGAAGCCGAACAAAGAGUUUGGAGACGGGCCGUUUGAGCUGACGGUGCAUGGCGUGGAGAUCAAGAGAUGA
Messenger RNA from Emiliania huxleyi CCMP1516, 702 nucleotides. RefSeq lists its product as hypothetical. Gene Ontology annotation, biological process: NADH dehydrogenase complex assembly. The record is from RefSeq and is a predicted model, not a curated record. Lineage: Eukaryota; Haptophyta; Isochrysidales; Noelaerhabdaceae. The coding region runs from base 1 to 702 and encodes 233 amino acids. The transcript has a single exon.